Molecule: messenger RNA, 6726 nt
Organism: Callithrix jacchus (white-tufted-ear marmoset)
Lineage: Eukaryota; Metazoa; Chordata; Mammalia; Primates; Cebidae
Source: RefSeq, a predicted model, not a curated record
CGUGAACUGACAUUUUUUAUGUAAAUAAAUGUUUUUUGAGAUGGAGUCUUGUUCUGUUGCCCAGGCUGGAGUGCAGUGGCACGAUCUCAGCUCACUGCAAACUCCACCUCCUGGGCUCAGGCGAUUUUUCUGCCUCAGCCUCAGACUAUCGAGUAGCUGAGAUUACAGGUUCUCACCACCAUGCCCAGAUAAUUUUUGUAUUUUUAUUAAAGACAGGGUUUUACUAUGUUGGCGAGGCUGGUCUCAAACUCUUGUCCUCAGGUGAUUUGCGCUCCUCAGCCUCCCAAAGUGGUGGGAUCACAGGCAUAAGCCACCACACCCAGUCUAUAUAGAAAAUCUUAACGAGGAGCUAUACUACCUUAACUAAAUCAGCAGUUAUGUAGUCUAAAGCAUUUUUCUUUUUCUUUUUUUUUUGAGACGGAGUUUCGCUCUUGUUGCCCAGGCUGGAGUGCAAUGGUGAUCUUGGCUCACUGAAAUCUCUGCCUCCCAUGUUCAAGCGAUUCUCCUGCCUUAGCCUCCUGAGUAGCUGGGAUUACAGGCAUGCACCAUCACACUUGGCUAAUUUUGUAUUUAUAGUAGAGACAGGGUUUCACCAUGUUGGCCAGGCUAGUCUCAAACUCCUGACCUCAGGUAAACCGCCCACCUUGGCCUCCCAAAUUACUGGGAUUACAGGUGUGAGCCACUGCACUCGGCUAUAGCAUUUUUCUUUCAGUGUCAAGUUCCACUGAUAUCUUCUUAUGCCAACAAGAAAGGAAAAUAUUGUGAAUCACUAAGUACUCUGACCAGUUCACCUCUGAGUGACUUUCAAUUAUUUCCAAAGCUUUAUAUCUAAAGAAAAGAUUCACUAAGUACUUUCAAGAAUUUCCCAAGAUCUUCCUAACUCUUCUAUUAAAUCUUAAACCUUUUCUCCGUUUCUUCCAAAGAGCUCCCAGAAGUGACUACGUAAUUAGUUACUCUCACUUGCAGCCUUUAUGUAGUUGUGAAGUAUGAAAUAGUUGACGGGCAUCCCAGUCUUUCCUUCCGACUUUGGUAGUUUGUAGAAAUUCUCUUAUUCCUCUUUAUUGCAGGUGACUCAUUAAUUCAGCCCGGUAUUUCCAUGUUUAAAUCAAACUCCUCGAAUUCUUGCCAGGCUGAUAGUUAGAUGCUGCUGGCCCAUAUAUGCAGACUAAUUUGGUAAACAUUAUUUGGCUGCAAUUUCAGGAAGGCAGAAUUUGGUUUGGAGUGGAUUUGGAUAAACUUGAUCUUCCACACGUGAGUAAAAUUAAUUUUCAGAUAUUUAAAGUGAUUUGAUUAAGGAUUUCUGGUUUCUUGUGGCAAAAUUGAGAUUAGAAUCCCAAUCUCCUUAUUCAGUACAACUCAGUAAAUAUUUAUUGAGUGCUAUGUUUCUACUAAUGACAGACUUUUUUUUUUUUUUUUGAGACAGGGUCUCGCUCUGUCGCCAGGCACCAGGUUGGAUCUCGGCUCACUGCAACCUCUGCCUCCCGGGUUCAAGCAAUUUGCCUGCCUCAGCCUCCUGAGUAGCUGGGACUACAGGCGCCUGCCACCAUGCCCAGCUAAUUUUUGUAUAUUUUUUUAGUAGAGACGGGGUUUCACCAUGUUGGCCAGGAUGGUCUCGAUCUCUUGACCUUGUGAUCCGCCCUCCUUGGCCUCCCAAAGUGCUGGGAUUACAGGCGUGAGCCACCGCGCCCGACCUCGAGAGAAAGACAUUUUCUCUGAUUUUAAGUUUUGAGACAGUUAUUCUCCACCCAGUAUUUCCCGAACCUCAUCUCUCAGUAGAUGGCCCUAUGUCAUGUUUCACAGAGAAGUCAAGAUCAUUCAGUGAACAAGCCCUCGACUUGCCUCCUGAAGACAGAGUCUUGCUCUGUCGCCCAGGCUGGAGUGCAAUAGAAGGAUCUCCGCUCACCGCAACGUCUGCCUCCUGGGCUCAAGCCAUUCUCUUGCCUCAGCCUCCCGAGUAGCUGGGAUUACAGGCGUCCACCACCACGCCCGUCAGAAGUUUGUAUUUUUCGUAGAGACGGGGUUUCGCCAUGUUGGGCAGGCUGGUCUUGAACUCCCGACCUCAGAUAAUCCACCCGCCUCGGUCUCCUAAAGUUCUGGGAUUACGUCAUGAGCCACGGCGCCCGGCCAGAAUCAUUUGUUUUCUGAACGACGUGGAGAAUAUGAGCGUUCCUUAAAGUUUCCCAUGUCUCAAUGGACUCCUGAAUAUAACGAGCUCUACACCUUAAAAGUGGAUAUGAAGAGUGAGAUUCCUUCUGAUGCACCAAAGACACAGGAGAGUCUGAAAGGGAUCCUUUUGCAUCCAGAGCCCAUUGGGGCAGCCAAAAGUUUUCCUGCAGGAGUUGAGAUGAUUAAUAGUAAAGUGGGGAAUGAAUUCUCUCACCUGUGUGAUGAUUCUCAAAAACAAGAGAAGGACAUGAAUGGUAACCAGCAAGAACAAGAAAAAAGUGUCGUUGUGAGGAAAAAACGCAAAAGCCAGCAGGCUGGCCCUUCCUGUGUGCAGAAUUGUGUCAAAGAAAACCAGGGAAUAUUAGGACUGAGGCAACACCUGGGAACACCAAGUGAUGACGAUAAUGAUUCCUCUUUUAGUGAUUGUCUUUCUUCUCCUUCAUCUAGUCUGCAUUUUGGAGAUUCUGAUACUGUGACUUCAGAUGAGGAUAAGGAAGUCUCCGUGAGACAUUCCCAGACCAUUUUGAGUGCUAAAAGCAGAAGCCAUAGUGCACGGUCUCAGAAGUGGCCUCGGACCGAGGCAGAAUCUGUAUCGGGAUUGUUAAUGAAAAGACCCUGUUUACAUAGCAGUUCAUUAAGGAGACUUCCAUGCAGAAAGAGAUUUGUAAAAACUAAUUCCUCACAGAGGACACAGAAACAAAAAGAGAGGAUAUUAAUGCAGAGGAAGAAACGGGAAGUGUUAGCUCGAAGAAAGUAUGCCUUGCUACCUAGUUCUAGUAGCUCCAGUGAGAAUGACCUCAGCAGUGAAUCCUCUUCUAGCUCGUCAACUGAAGGAGAAGAAGAUUUGUUUGUUUCUGCCAGUGAAAACCACCAAAACAAUCCAGCUGUUCCCUCAGGAGGUAUUGAUGAAGAUGUUGUGGUGAUCGAAGCUUCCUCCACUCCCCAGGUUACUGCCAAUGAAGAAAUUAAUGUUACCUCAACUGACAGUGAAGUGGAGAUUGUAACAGUUGGAGAAAGCUAUCGGUCUCGUUCAACCCUUGGACACUCCAGAUCUCAUUGGAGCCAGGGUUCAAGUUCUCAUGCAAGUCGGCCACAGGAGCCACGGAACCGCAGUAGGAUUUCUACUGUUAUACAGCCCUUGAGGCAGAAUGCAGCAGAAGUUGUGGACCUUACCGUUGAUGAAGAUGAACCUACUGUAGUACCUACCACUUCUGCAAGAAUGGAAUCACAAGCUACUAGCGCUUCCAUUAACAGUUCAAAUCCACCUACCUCUGAGCAGGCCUCUGAUACUGCUUCAGCUGUCAGCAGUAGCCAACCUUCAACAGUGUCAGAGGCUUCAGCUACUCUUACAAGCAAUAGUACCACUGGCACUUCUCUAGGAGAUGACUCAAGGAGAACUGCCUCUAGUGCUGUGACGGAAACUGGCCCUCCUGCAAUGCCCAGGUUGCCUUCCUGCUGUCCCCAGCACUCACCGUGUGGAGGGUCGUCGCAGAACCACCAUGCAUUAGGACACCCUCAUACCAGUUGCCUUCAGCAGCACGGUCACCAUUUUCAGCAUCACCACCACCACCAUCAUACUCCCCACCCGGCUGUCCCAGUUUCUCCCUCCUUUAGUGAUCCUGCUUGCCCUGUGGAAAGACCUCCACAAGUACAAGCACCUUGUGGAGCAAAUAGUAGUUCUGGUACCAGCUAUCAUGAACAGCAGGCAUUGCCAGUAGACCUGAGCAACAGUGGUAUCAGAAGUCAUGGAAGUGGCGGUUUUCAUGGAGCAUCUGCAUUUGACCCCUGCUGCCCUGUUUCCUCUUCCCGAGCUGCAAUCUUUGGCCAUCAGGCUGCUGCUGCUGCCCCAAGUCAACCAUUAUCAUCAAUAGAUGGCUAUGGAUCAAGCAUGGUUGCACAGCCCCAGCCCCAGCCCCCUCCACAGCCCUCUCUCUCGUCAUGUCGGCAUUACAUGCCACCCCCUUAUGCCUCUUUAACAAGGCCACUUCAUCAUCAGGCUUCUGCCUGCCCUCAUUCUCAUGGAAAUCCCCCUCCUCAGACUCAGCCUCCACCUCAAGUGGAUUAUGUUAUUCCUCAUCCUGUACAUGCUUUCCAUUCUCAACUAUCUUCUCAUGCAACAUCUCAUCCUGUGGCACCCCCACCACCAACUCACUUAGCCAGUACAGCUGCACCAAUCCCUCAGCAUCUUCCUCCUACACACCAGCCAAUUUCGCACCAUAUUCCAGCCACAGCACCUCCAGCACAGAGACUCCAUCCUCAUGAAGUGAUGCAGAGGAUGGAGGUUCAAAGGAGGAGGAUGAUGCAGCAUCCAACUGGUGUUUUUGUGUUCUGUGUUUCCAGGCGGGCACAUGAACGCCCCCCACCCCAUCCACAUAGGAUGCACCCAAACUAUGGUCAUGGGCAUCAUAUUCAUGUGCCUCAAACUAUGUCCUCACAUCCUCGACAGGCUCCAGAGAGGUCUGCCUGGGAGCUGGGAAUCGAAGCUGGAGUGACUGCAGCUACUUACACACCUGGUGCAUUGCAUCCUCACUUGGCCCAUUAUCACGCACCUCCUCGACUUCAUCACUUGCAAUUAGGAGCUCUUCCUUUAAUGGUUCCUGAUAUGGCAGGCUAUCCUCACAUCCGUUACAUUUCAUCAGGAUUGGAUGGGACAUCAUUCAGAGGUCCUUUCAGGGGCAAUUUUGAGGAACUGAUUCAUUUGGAAGAAAGAUUAGGAAAUGUCAAUCGUGGAGCAUCCCAGGGCACAAUUGAAAGAUGUACAUAUCCACAUAAAUAUAAAAAGGUAACAACUGAUUGGUUCUCACAGAGGAAACUGCACUGCAAACAAGAUGGGGAAGAAGGGACUGAGGAAGACACAGAGGAAAAGUGUACUAUCUGUUUGUCUAUUUUAGAGGAAGGUGAAGAUGUGAGACGUCUUCCAUGUAUGCACCUUUUCCACCAAGUGUGUGUUGACCAAUGGUUGAUUACCAAUAAGAAGUGCCCCAUAUGCAGAGUGGACAUUGAGGCCCAGCUGCCAAGUGAAAGUUGACACCAUGUUUCUGAACUCUUGCCCUCCCUCUCAUUCCCAUUUUUCCUGGUACUGCAGUCAACCAAAGAUGGCAUGACUUACCUGCGCAGAUUUGGAAGCAUUGAACUUAAGAGUGCUGGCUCUGCUAUAUGGUACAACUAAUGCUAGACCUUCAGUUUAUGUAUACAGUUGAUUUUGUUGUAUUUAUGAAAGCUUUUUUUUCCCUAGAUUUGACAUUUUUCCUGUAUCAUUUUACUGUAUUUUUGCAUGGUUCCUUGUAUUGCAUUUCUUUGCACAUAUUAUGGGCUUGUGACCCUAAACUUGCAGGCAAGAUUAGCUGCUUUAGUAAGUAGAAUUUUGUGGUAUUUUUGUUUUUUUACAUAGUACCAAGCCUUGAUAAUUAUGAAUUUUUUAUCCAUUACUAACCUUUAAUUUAAUCAACCAUGUACUUUAGUUUAAUGUAUAAAGAUCCUCUAGAAAAUGAUAAUAUUGUGUAUUAAGACAUUCCUUAAUUAGGACAAAAUGGCUGCUGUAUAUUUACUAUAUGGAGUUCUGAGUUAAAUACCACCCUUAAUACUGGGAACAGAACACAACCCACAUUGAAUCAGAUGCAGGUGGUCGUCACAUCACCAGAGAGAUCAGUAUAAACUUUCUUGGUGUAUCCUUUUCCUUUCAACACGAUGCAGAUAAGAGUUGAAUAUUAAUAUCAUACAUUUAGACUGCUGUUCUGAUUGCAUUUAUCUUUUUCCUACAUCAUUUAAAAUUUUAUUUCCCUGUUUCAGUUUUUGCUGCUGUGAAACAGCUCCGAUGAACACUAAAUAUUAAUUUCAGUUAGCUAGAUUGUACAUACUUGCAGAUUUAACAAAAUUUUAGGGAAAUUGAAAAAGACAUGUAGAAUUUGUUGUCUUCUGCUAAGCACGAGAAGUUAAGAUAUCUGCUUAUAUUGAUUUUGUAGAUACAUUAAGUUAAGAUUUGGAAUUUAAGUCUUUGGCAGGUAUCUGUGCAUCCAUAGAACUUCUAAAGGUCCCAGGGUCACUUUUAAGGGAUUUUUAUUAGUUUAAAGAUAAAUAAAGUCAGCUGAAUCUACAUGUCUCUUGUUUUAUUUCUCUCUAAACUUGAAAACAGUAAAUCUGCAGAUACUGUGAGGCACAAAUUAUACUGUCAACCUACUGUUGCUAUGGUUAUAUACUCCCACUUCAUACAUUACCAAGAGUCGAUCACUGAUUUAAAGUGUUUAAUUUCUGUAGUUAAGAUUUACUGCGUAAUAUAGAAUAUAAAGUUAACAUACUAACAUUUCUCCUUUGGAGGAAGUUUUAAUCCACUUCAGGAUGCAUAUUAUUAUCAAGAUACUUUCAUAUACAGGAUAGCCUAAUUUUAUUUGUUUAAAUAUACUUAAUAUGCCCCAGAUUGCAAAUGCAUCCAGUCAGUAAUAUCACUGUCUGUAUGUGGAGGACAUGUUCCCAUGGAUCAUAUGUGAAGAUGUCAGUAAGCUUGCAUUAAGCCACCUGCUUUGUAAGUGGAUUGAUUAAUAAAUAACUUAUAUUUCUAUUGUC